CUUGCCCCUUAAAGGUCUUCUGCUUCUGCAGGAUGAUGCUGCCUAAGAAGGGGAGGCUGCUGAUGCUCCUGGCUUCCCAGGUGAUAGUCAUAGCACUCUUCUUCCAUAUGUUCGGCCAUAGACACUUGUUCCAGGAGGAGGAGCCCAGGAGGCCCAUGCAUGUGCUGGUCCUGUCUUCCUGGCGGUCAGGAUCCUCUUUUGUGGGGCAGCUUUUUGGGCAGCACCCUGAUGUCUUCUACCUGAUGGAGCCUGCCUGGCACGUGUGGAUGACUUUCACCAGCAGCACGGCCUGGAAGCUGCACAUGGCUGUGCGGGACCUUCUGCGUUCCAUCUUCCUGUGUGACAUGAGCGUCUUUGAUGCCUACAUGGAGCCAGGCCCCCGGAAACAGUCCAGCCUCUUCCAGUGGGAGCAAAGCCGGGCCCUGUGCUCUUCGCCUGUUUGUGACUUCUUCUCUGGUGACCAGAUCAGCUCCCCCAAGCACUGCAAGGUGCUCUGCAGCCAGCAGCCCUUUGAUAUGGUGGAGAAGGCCUGCCGCUUUCACAGUCACGUGGUGCUCAAGGAGGUGCGCCUCUUUAACCUGCAGGCCCUCUACCCGCUGCUCACAGACCCUUCCCUCAACCUGCACAUCGUGCACCUGGUCCGAGACCCCCGGGCUGUGUUCCGAUCUCGCGAACACACCACACUGGAGCUUAUGACUGACAGUCACAUGGUGCUGGGGCAGCAUUUGAAAACGACCAAGAAGGAAGACCAGCCCUACUACGCCAUGCAGAUCAUCUGCAAAAGCCACGUGGAUAUAGCGAAGGCCGUCCAAACCCUGCCUGAAGCUCUGCAGCAGCGCUUCCUGCUCCUGAGGUAUGAGGACCUGGUUCGGGCACCCCUGGACCAGACGUCCAGAUUAUACAAGUUUGUGGGGUUGAAUUUUUUUCCCCAUCUCCAAACCUGGGUUCACAAUGUCACCCGUGGCAAAGGCAUGGGUCAGCAUGCCUUCCACACUAACGCCAGGGACGCCCUCAAUGUCUCCCAGGCGUGGCGUUGGUCCUUACCUUAUAAAAAGGUUUCUCUACUUCAAGACGUCUGUGGUGAGGCUAUGGAUUUGCUGGGAUACCUCCAGGUCAGAUCCCAAAAAGAACAAAGCAACCUUUCGCUGGAUCUUCUGUCUUCUUCCCAUACCUUGGGGCAAGUCUACCAAGAAGGCUGAGGAGCUCUGCCUGCACCAGCUGGUCCCAGCCUCAGUCACCAUUAAAGGAUUGGAAUUAAGGCAUCUCUAGGUGAGCAAAUGGAAUGCUUACUCAUGCACAGCCCCAAGCAGAGGAGCCUUUGUGUCUACAUUCAGGUCUAUACUACAGCUGAGCCUAAAGGCCAAGGAGCAAACUCUGUCUACCGUGAAAAGACUUCGGAACCU
Molecule: messenger RNA, 1403 nt
Organism: Acomys russatus (golden spiny mouse)
Lineage: Eukaryota; Metazoa; Chordata; Mammalia; Rodentia; Muridae
Gene: Chst4
Product: carbohydrate sulfotransferase 4
Exons: 1
Coding region: 33-1199 (388 amino acids)
Biological process (GO): N-acetylglucosamine metabolic process; carbohydrate metabolic process; protein sulfation
Cellular component (GO): Golgi membrane
Molecular function (GO): N-acetylglucosamine 6-O-sulfotransferase activity
Source: RefSeq, a predicted model, not a curated record